Molecule: messenger RNA, 2232 nt
Organism: Oncorhynchus gorbuscha (pink salmon)
Lineage: Eukaryota; Metazoa; Chordata; Actinopteri; Salmoniformes; Salmonidae
Gene: nkx6-3
Product: NK6 homeobox 3
Exons: 3
Coding region: 448-1260 (270 amino acids)
Biological process (GO): regulation of transcription by RNA polymerase II; cell differentiation
Cellular component (GO): nucleus
Molecular function (GO): RNA polymerase II cis-regulatory region sequence-specific DNA binding; DNA-binding transcription factor activity, RNA polymerase II-specific
Source: RefSeq, a predicted model, not a curated record
ACUGCUUAUUUAUGACCCCCGAGGAGAGAGCAGGGAGGAGAUAUUUGUCUUAAGGAGCAACUGUGAACAGUGUUUCUCAGGUUGCACAACACCUGAUGUUGAUUUUGGAAUUGUCACCUUCAGUACUAUGGUACAAAGCAGGUGAAGGAAGACAGUGAAGAGGUUUUAUGCUGACACCAGCCCUCUGCUGUCAUAGCCAGCUAGAGAGACACCUCUGCAGAUACCAGUGACCUGGUUUAAAAUUAGUCUUCAGAUAGGGGACAUUGGCAUCAGCAUCAUUUGAACAUCAACAGACUGGAUUAAGAAAUAAGAACACAAUCAACGAACCCGUAUUCAUCCAGUCUUGGUGAGAGAGGUAAACGUGAACCUUUGUGGGCCGCACUGGGUCUUUUCAUGACUGGACCUUGUUAGGUGAGUUGGUGAAAUCUAAAAGUGGAGGCACUUCUCAUGGAUUCCAACAUACCGGGGUCUUUUCUGUUCAACAACAGCCUGAACCAGUUCUCCUCGGACUUAAAGGCACCUGUGUGUCAGUACUCAGUGCCCAACUCCUACUACAAGCUAAACCCAGGCCUGAACAGCCAGCUGCAGGCAGCAGGCACACCCCACGGCAUCAGUGACAUCCUCAGCCGUUCCAUGAUGGGUGCUACGGGCACUACCACCCUGCUCUCUGGAUACCCUACCAUGGGGGGCUUUGGCACCGUGGCCACCCCGGGGGUCUACUACAACCGUGCAGACUACAACCCCUCACUGGGCGGCUUCACCAAGCCUGGCGCUGAGUGCCCCGUGAAAGGUCGCAGUGGGAGCUGCUGGGUAGAGAGUGGGUACGAGUGGAGAGGCGGGAGGCAGCAGUGCAAUAACAACAUUGGGCAUCUAGAGGAUAUUUCAGGCAGGAAGAAGCACACCAGACCUACAUUCAGUGGACAUCAGAUAUUUGCCCUCGAGAAAACCUUUGAGCGGACCAAGUACUUGGCCGGGCCAGAGAGAGCUAGACUGGCCUACUCCCUGGGCAUGACAGAGUCACAAGUCAAGGUGUGGUUCCAGAACCGCCGCACCAAGUGGAGGAAGAAGAGUGCCUCAGAGCCCAGCUCCACCCAGGCGAUGCGGGGUGAGCAGGGAGGGGAGGCCUCGGAGAACGAGGUGGAGGAUGAGGAGUAUAACAAGCCUCUGGAUCCCGACUCGGACGAUGAGAAGAUACGACUGCUGCUGCGCAAACACCGCCGGGCUUUCUCUGUACUCCGCCUUGGACCACACCACGUCUGACACAUCAACACAAAAGCUGCCACGCACACAGACACACAGACACACAGGCACACAGACACACAGGCACACAGGCACACAGACACACAGGCACACAGGCACACAGGCACACAGGCACACAGACACGCAGACACACACAUCAGAUGUGCAUGUUGUAGCAAGGGGUAGCAUUAAACACAUUUUGUAGUACAGACACACAACUAAAUAUUCAAGCAUGUUCAAAAUAAGGCACAUUUAUAAUACAGUAAGUUUAAGGAGAAAAAAGGUAACGGUUCCCGUGAAGUGAUGCCUUGACGUACCAUAUUUGUAACCAUAAUGGAAACAGAGGGAAGAUGUUACCAUUAAAUGAUGGGUGAAACAGUUUACAUUGAAAAUAGAAUUCAUCAAUGACUUUCAAUGAGGCAAAUGGUUAACUGUUAUGUAGGAAACCCAUCAUGACCUAUUAUCCUCAGCUGCACCAUGAUGGUUGCAUCAAACGUGAAAGGAAAUAGUUUCUCAUGUGUACAUACACAUUAUAGCAGACCAAAGCUAAAUAGAUAUGUAAAACCACAGAUAAUGCAGUUGACAGUAUCUGUUUUAUUUGAGUAGAAUAAACACUUCAGGUCAAGGACUUUUUGUUUCAGUGCAUCAAAUUAAUUUGCUUGUUGUACUCUUAAUAUUGAAUGUCCAUUGGAACUUGUUUCAGUCAACAGCUGUACUAUGAACACAGAAUAUUUCUAUUAUUAACUCUGAUUCAUUUAAUUGAGAGCCUGGCAAUGCUGUUUUUGGUUUUUAACACUGGCGUUGAGGGUACACAUAUCAAGAUAAGUCUUGACCUUUUAUUUUGACUAAUGUGUUAGCUAAUGUCAUGCAGACAUGCAAGCUUUCAUGACAUUUGAGGGUUUCUGCGCAUCCAAAUUAAGUUGCAUAAGGAUAAUGUAAAUGAAUGAUGACAUUUUUAAUUGUACAAUAAAUUAUUGUGAAUUAUUUAUUGAA